AUGACGACGACGAGCAGGAUGCCACCGACGCCGCAGCAGCCGCAGCCGAUGCUUUUUGCGCAGCCCCAACAACAACAACAACCAACAACUUCGGCCGCGGGUGGCGCGGCGUCCGGCGGUUCCUCCUUCGACCGUAACAGUAGCUUGAUUGGAACGAAAUCUAUUGAUCAGUGUAAUGUGUAUUUACAAACCCUUCUCCCCAACACAUGUCGGUAUUUAUUCAUCCAAAAAACUGACAAACCAAACUUACCUCGUUUCGCAAAAGGUAGGAACAAAGUUUCACUCUGUUUGAAGUUGAUUCUGUGCCAAACACGACAACCGGUAAACCGCAGCACAUCUCUGGAUCUUUUUAUUGAAAUUUACCGUAAAGUUAGAAAUGAGAAAAAGACCUUCGAAUAUGGCAAUGUAAUUCGUAACGUCCUUCCAGCAAACUAUAAAUGGCCUAACAAAACGAUAUUUUAUCAAAUAAGUGGUGCUUUCGCAGAAAGUGAACUCGAAAACAUCAAACAGGCCAUGAAAGUGAUUGCCUCAGUUUCAUGCAUAAAGUUUUUCGAGCGUGCAAAUCAAGUAGGCUACGUCGACAUCACCUCCGAAGAAAGCGGCUGUUGGGCCGAUUCUGGAUACCAGACUACUAGAUCGCAACUAAAUCUUGGUCCCACGUGCGCCACAACCCUCGGUACGCCACUGCACGAGUUGAUGCACGUGCUAGGCUUUCUCCAUCAACACACCCGUCCGGAUAGGGAUUUGUACGUGGAAGUCCGCUACGAAAAUGUCAUCCAACGACCGGAGUUGCUGUUUAAUUUUGAAAUUAUCGAACCAUGGACCGACACGGGAUUUCCACUGCCCUACGAUUAUGACUCGAUUAUGCACUACACGGCGCGAAUGUUUAGCCGGGAUCCCGAUCGUUUGGAGACCAUUCGAGCUAGAAACCCAAGGAUUACGACCGUUGGACAGCGGGAUCGGCUUAGUGAGUUGGAUGUUGUUGGAAUAAAUUUACUGUACUGCGUUGAAUAA
Molecule: messenger RNA, 1014 nt
Organism: Culex quinquefasciatus (southern house mosquito)
Lineage: Eukaryota; Metazoa; Arthropoda; Insecta; Diptera; Culicidae
Product: astacin-like metalloprotease toxin 2
Exons: 6
Coding region: 1-1014 (337 amino acids)
Biological process (GO): proteolysis
Molecular function (GO): metalloendopeptidase activity; zinc ion binding
Source: RefSeq, a predicted model, not a curated record